AUGAAUGAAGUUAAUGAAACUAUAUUGACACUUCUCAUUGCUACAACUAUUGUGACUGAUAAGAUACGGAAAGUUGAUAUCUGUUUGUCGAUUCUGGCGUUCUUAUUGUGUUUGGUUCAUUUUUCGAUUUUGGUUAGGAAAGAGUUGAGAUCCAAUGCCAUCUUCAUCCUCAUCCUCGGCAUCUGCUCUUCUGACAUCAUCCGAAACAUAACCUCGAUUCUCUCCGAUUUCAAACAAAUCAAAGACUAUCAACGUAUCAAUUACUGCUUCGGUUAUGAUAGCUUCGCUAUGACAUCACUCGAACUUUUUCGUGAUUUUUUUCACCGAGUGGCCACCAGUAUUGCCUCGUGGCUCACAAUCACCCUGGCUUUCUUUCGAACCCUUCUCAUCUUAUACCCCAUGAGUAGCAUUGCUCAUCAACUUGCUGAAACUACAUCCACCGCGAAGACAAUCAUCUAUUAUACCAUUUUCUUCACUAUCUUUGCCAACUUUUGGGGAGAAAUCGGCCGGUACGCUCAUCAUCUGAAAACCGAUAGUGAUUUGUGUCUACUCCCUGUCCGAUUGGAGAGAUGGGAUAAUUUGACGAUGGAGGAAGUACAGUAUACUAAAGAGGAACGAGCUUCCAACUAUUUGUUCUAUAGUACUGCAAGGGGGCUAAGGUUUAUCUCGGUUUUCAAACCUAUCUCUCAUUUUUUGUUGUCUAUUUCUUUGAUAAUGGCAAUUCGAAAAGCAGCAAAGAGAAUUCAGAAUACGAGGAGUAGCUUGAGUGAAAAGUCAAUCAAAUCUACUACCAAACUGAUACUGACUAUGUCGAUUCUUUUUUUUAUUUCUGAUUUUUUUGCUUCUCUUGAAGAUUAUUUGGAUGAAUUUGUUCCCUAUAACGAGCAAAACAGAAUUAUCACAUUUAAAUUGAUGUUCUCUGAUUUCUUUCACGUCUUAUCAGCAAUCAACUCGAUUCCUCAAUUCUUCUUAUGUUAUUUUUUGUCGUCUCAAUAUCAGGAAGUGGUGAAAAGAGUGUUAAGGAUAAAGAAGAAGGACAUGAGUAUUAGUAAUGAGGUCUCGAGUCAUCGAAACGUCGAAGCUUCAACUGGAUUCACUCCUACAAAUCAUAAUUCUUAUUGA
Molecule: messenger RNA, 1122 nt
Organism: Caenorhabditis remanei
Lineage: Eukaryota; Metazoa; Nematoda; Chromadorea; Rhabditida; Rhabditidae
Exons: 5
Coding region: 1-1122 (373 amino acids)
Cellular component (GO): membrane
Molecular function (GO): G protein-coupled peptide receptor activity
Source: RefSeq, a predicted model, not a curated record